Molecule: messenger RNA, 1369 nt
Organism: Coccidioides immitis RS
Lineage: Eukaryota; Fungi; Ascomycota; Eurotiomycetes; Onygenales; Onygenaceae
Exons: 3
Coding region: 690-1142 (150 amino acids)
Source: RefSeq, a predicted model, not a curated record
UUGGUGUUAACAUGCCGCUGCCCAGCACGCCUAACCCCGCAGGGGCGGAGGCUCCAGGCUGUCCAGGAACAAAGUCCGGAACCUCUGAAUUGGGCGAUGGACGCCAGCGAAGGACGAUAUGAGAUGUUCUCUCGCUAGUGCUUGCUACUUGAGAGGAUAAAGCUCUACCAAACCCCUUGCGGCAUUGAAGCGGUUCGAGAAUAUGAAACCAGUUGUCAAACGAGCAUAUGGAUGACGGGAAACCAUGGCGAAAGCCACGAUCCAACCGCGUGUCUACCUAACCCAAACACAUCGGGAGAAUGACAGGCUUUUGGACCAGUUCUCAGUAGCGCUUCUUCCUUACCGUGCGGGGUGGCUUCUGGCGAUUCUGGGAGCCACGUCGGCAAUGCGAGCGAAUGGGAUCGUAUACGGAUAGAUUGCGAUCGAGAAAAAUGAUUUGCGCAGGGGAAGGACGUCAGGUGUGACCAUCAGAAGAACCAUCUCACUAUAAGCCCACCACGAUGAGGGGCUCUCCCUGCAUGUUUUCAUGCUGCGCACAACGAAUCAAGGCCGGUUUGAGCCACCUUAUGAGCUUCUCGGCACGUUCCCGGUGAGCUAUAACGGCAGAAUCGUGAAUAAGCUGAAAGACGUAUUAUGAUUCAGGGUUUAUUGAGCGUCUGUGAAACCCAGGACGUUGGUUGACGUGUGAAAUGAUCGACAUCGUUGGGUCCUUUGAGGAGAAGAGACGACAACCUUGCGAGGCUUCGGUGAAUACCCUCUUCUUUUCAGAGAAAUAUGCUCUCGAUCGAAGCUUGAGGCCAUUUAUUCUUCCUUUGAAUAAAGUGUCAAGGACCUACAUAUUCGCCUCCAUGGUUAACACAGGAUGUUUUGACGACGAGGUGGAGGUUGAAGACAACCGCGAAUAUGGGCCAAGGACACAGUUAUUGGUUACAUUUCGCACACUGACUAUUUUAGCGAAUCCCAAGGGGGCGAGAGUGGCCAGAGAUCAGAUAAACAAAGCUUUCUUGACUGGGUUGAAGCCAGAGAGAUCUGGGGUAUUAACAAACUUGGCGGUGCACGCAGGCCGACCCAUGAAUCGGAUCCACUUCCUUUGCGGCGGAGUGUCAAGCUUCAGAAAGAUUCCCAGGGGCGGCAGGUGGUGACAGAUUGCCUGAAAUUCAAUAUCCCUUGCAAGAUCUAACGUUGCUUGAAAUGAGGAAGAGGGAGCCAUUAUUAUUUUCGCAACAAUCAAGGUGUUCGAUGGACGGCUCGCCUGCCAACAGCUGAUGCGAGAUGUUACCAUCUCGUCCUCCGUGCAUGGCUGUAUGUAUGUAUGGACCGUACUGUACGUAUCUACAUACCGUAAUAUACGGCACUGUACUGAAAUACG